AUGGGUAAUGACUCUAGUUUGAAGCUGAUUGAUAAGAUCAACAAUUUAGAAAGAAAUGAUACUUUUUUUUCUUUUGAGUUUUUUCCGCCAAAAACUCAACAAGGUCUCGAAAAUUUGAAGUCUCGUGUCCAGAGAAUGGGAAAACUUGAGCCUUUGUUUAUUACAGUCACUUGGGGCGCAGGUGGUUCUACCGCCGAAAAAUCUAUAGAUUUAGCCGAAUAUAUCCAGAAGUCAGGUUAUACAACAUGCCUUCAUUUGACUUGUACAAAUAUGGAUAAAUCUCUACUUGAGAAUGCUCUCAAACGUGCUAAGUCAAGCGGUAUUCGUAACAUUUUAGCAUUGAGAGGAGAUCCUCCCAGGGAUGGUGAAUACAAUACAAAUAGAAACUCUGACUUUAUUCACGCUGUUGACUUGGUUCGCUAUAUCCGUAGUAACUACGGCGAUUAUUUUUGUAUCGGAGUUGCCGGAUAUCCAGAGGGGCAUGUUGAUGGAUCGGAUAACUCAAAUCAAAAUUUUUUAAAAGAUAUCCCUUAUCUUAUAGAAAAAAUUGAAGCUGGGGCUGAUUUUAUAAUUACCCAACUUUUUUAUGAUGUUGAGAAAUUUUUAGCUUAUGAGUCAGUUUUGAAAGAAAACCCAUUGACAAACAAAAUUCCGUUAAUUCCUGGGUUAAUGCCUAUUAAUACUUAUCAAUCAUUCAUUCGAGUAUCAAAAUUGAGCAACGUUUCAAUUCCUAGUUCCAUUACUAAAAUAUUUGAAAAUAUUAAAGGGAAUGAUGAACAGGUUAAACUUCAAGGAGUCAAAAUUCUCACAGAUAUCAUUGACAAGAUUUACACAAAAACUAACAGCCGAGUUAGAGGAUUUCAUUUUUACACUCUUAAUUUAGAAAAGUCAGUGGCAUUAACUAUUGAAAAUUGUAAUAGUAUUCAUAUCAUCAGUCCUAAAGAUUUCUCUAGUGCCAUUGAUUCUUGUGAAGAAGAAAAAAACGAAAUUUCUGUAAUACAGAAAAAGCCUCGUCGCUCUAGUACAAAUGCACAUAACAGAUUAAUUGUUUCCGAAAUUCGAAAUUCGAUUGAUCCUCUCAAUGCAGUCAAAGCCUCUCAAGUUUCGUCAUCUGUCCCAUCUAAAUCACGCGAGUUUUUAGCUAUUUCUACUGGUGAGGGUUCUUUAGGCCGCGAGGCUAAUUGGGAUGAUUUUCCAAACGGGAGGUUCGGAGAUUCUCGAUCUCCUGCUUUUGGGGAAAUUGACGGGUAUGGACCAAGUUUGAAAGUUGAUAACACAAAAGCUUAUCAUAUAUGGGGGUAUCCCAUUGAUAGAAAAGAUAUUAGCAAACUAUUUAUCUCUCAUAUUACUGGAACUCUAGAAGCUCUCCCUUGGUCUGACCAAAGUUUAGACAGAGAAACAGCUUUAAUUCAAGAACAGUUGAUCAAUUUAAACAAGAAUGAGCUAUGGACUGUGGCUUCUCAACCUGCAUGUAACGCAGUUAAAUCUGAUGAUAAAAUUUUUGGAUGGGGUCCUCCAAUGGGGAGAGUUUUUCAGAAAGCCUUUGUUGAAUUUUUUAUUUCUCCAGAGAAAUGGGAAACAUUAAAAAAUAAAUUUGAUAAAGAUGAAGUUUCACAGUCAAUAUCAUAUUAUGCUUGUCGUAAUGAUUUGAAACUUAUAAGUAAUACAAGCAAAAAUUCUUCAAAUGUUGUUACAUGGGGCGUUUUUCCAAAUAGGGAAAUCCUUCAGUCAACGAUUAUUGAGGGUAUUUCUUUUCUUUCUUGGGCAGAAGAAGCUUUUUCUCUUUGGAAUCAAUGGAAAUACAUCUAUCCAAAAACUUCAGCUUCAUAUAUAUUACUUGAUGAUAUUUCCAAAAACUAUUAUUUAGUUACCGUAGUUCACCACGAGUACAUGCGCGAAGAAGCAUUAUGGGACUUACUCCUUUCAUUACUUCAGUAA
This is a messenger RNA of Magnusiomyces paraingens, 1938 nucleotides long. RefSeq lists its product as uncharacterized. Lineage: Eukaryota; Fungi; Ascomycota; Dipodascomycetes; Dipodascales; Dipodascaceae. The record is from RefSeq and is a predicted model, not a curated record. Gene Ontology annotation, cellular component: cytosol. Bases 1 to 1938 code for a protein of 645 amino acids. Gene Ontology annotation, molecular function: methylenetetrahydrofolate reductase [NAD(P)H] activity; FAD binding. Gene Ontology annotation, biological process: tetrahydrofolate interconversion. The transcript is spliced from 2 exons.